AUGUCCUUGGACGGUCCGGUCUCGUUUGUGGAUAGACAGCUUUUUAAGUAUGUCACUCAACUGGAAGACCGGCGGGAUUUGGUCCCAGGACUCCACAAACUUGUCAGGUUCCUAUUACACUGCGGUUCCAAGCCAGACAAUUCUCGGGGGAUUUUGAGGAGCCUUUGUGAUCGAAUACUAUUUCAAGAGGAAGAAUACGCAUUGGCAACACAGCUUAUCAGUUCUGGUGGUCCCCUGAUUAUCGAUGCAUCAUAUUCGAUUUCAUUCACUGAAAAAAGAAACAUGAAGUACCUACUUUCACGAGACGAGGACUCUGUCUCAAUGCCAGAUAUCCAAAUGAUGAUCCUCCAGGAAUCGGAAAAGGACCUUGAAGACUUACUCGAAUCGGGCCGUAUCUUGCCCAGUACCAAGAUCGGCAGUUUUUCAAUACUUGAAUUUACAUUUGGAUGGUCCAAUGGAGUGAGGAUGUUGUUGGACGCUGGAGCAAAUGAGCAAAAUUCGACAUUCCCUCUUGAGCGUGUACUAGGAAACAUAAAGGACGCAGAUCCCGACCAUGAUGGGUACUAUCAUUCGGCGGAACAACUACUUGAACAUGGGUGGACACUAAGUGCUCGAGAUAUUGGAACCUGCAGAUCUACGACACUCAGAUCUCUCCUGAUCAAGGAAUUGGCUGGCCGCCGCAAAAGAUUGUGGGAGCUUGCCCAAUCUUACCUACCGCCCGAUAAACUCCCCAGGCUUCGAGAAGGUGAGCUUCUUGAUAUCGAUGCCGGUUACGUAUAUGCAGUUCUAGUUGAGACAGGGAGGAAACUCGACUCCUCAUUGCGACCGGUCAACCCCGGUGUCACUGUGUACCAUUAUCGUGACCUCCUUUCAGCUGAAACGAUGGAGGAACUCUACCAAGCCGGCUUUUAUGGUGUUGACCUACCAGGUAUACCUGGAGUAGCCCCACUUGGCUCCGCCGGAAUGACACCAAUAAUCGUUAUGAAUUCAUACUCCAGCAAGCGCUUUGUCAAAGCCCUGAAAUGGUUCAUUUCAAAAGGAGCCGAUGUUUCACGGAAGCUACCGGGGACAAAUGCGACGGUUGCCCAGCUGCUCAGCGAGCGUAUCACUAUAAAGCUUCUUUCAAAGCAGCAUGAAGAUACUUGGGACUACUGGCUGCAGACAUUUUUGCUUAACAAAAGAAAAUACUCCCUGGUUCCUUUCGUUAGAGACGCCUGUGCUUGCGCUUGCUGUCCUGGCGGAUGCACCACAUUAUCUGUCGCCCUCCGGGAGGUUUUCAGCAUUCUUCCUUCUAUAUACCCCGCUCCUUAUCCUGCAGAGAAGCUUCGACAGCUCCUGAAAAUUUUGAUCGAGUGGCACAGUAAUUAUCCAAAGGCCGACCAAGUCCUCAUCAGAUGUUUCACAUUUGAUGCAUUGAGUCUGACCCAUAUAUGCUGUACUGGAAUAUCCCCGAAUUUUCCACAUAGGUCAAAAUCGAAAGAUAAAAGCGAGAUCGACGAUAUCUUGGAGGAGGAAGAGGAGAGACUCAAAGACCUGGAAAGACUUGUAUCCGAGCUUGAGGCUAAGUUCGAGGAGCUUGGCCUGCCGGUGCUGGAAUUCCUGGAGGGCUACUGGCACAGUUACAUGAUCCAGUUUCUGUCAAAACUGGACCCCUAUAAUGAAGAACAUCACAAGGAGGUGAGGAAACUUGGCGUUGUUCUAGAGGUAGACGAAAGACCUGUUCCUUACAGGCUCUCUCUUGUUAUCGGCGCCCAGAUCAAAGAGGUGAUAAAUGAGGAGCUAGAUGGAAUCGAGUACUGGCGGCCCGGUAGAUCAUACCCGUACCAAGGUAAGGUGGUUGGAUGA
Penicillium crustosum is the source of this 1845-nucleotide messenger RNA. RefSeq lists its product as uncharacterized. The transcript is spliced from 3 exons. The record is from RefSeq and is a predicted model, not a curated record. NCBI's taxonomy places the organism in Eukaryota, Fungi, Ascomycota, Eurotiomycetes, Eurotiales, Aspergillaceae. Bases 1 to 1845 code for a protein of 614 amino acids.